Teleopsis dalmanni is the source of this 1338-nucleotide messenger RNA. RefSeq lists its product as uncharacterized. The transcript is spliced from 2 exons. The record is from RefSeq and is a predicted model, not a curated record. The coding region runs from base 185 to 1300 and encodes 371 amino acids. NCBI's taxonomy places the organism in Eukaryota, Metazoa, Arthropoda, Insecta, Diptera, Diopsidae.
AUUGUUUAUUGUUUUCAACAUAAAUCCAAUAAACAUAGCUCAUAGGAAGUUUUGAAAUUUGUCAGUUUUAAAAAUGAAUCUCUUUCCAACACUGAAUACUAACAAUUUAUGAAAAUUAAAACUCAGUGGGACUGAAUGCUAUUUGAAAUUGUUUACUUUUACUGUUUGUACAGAUUGUAUAGCUAUGGAUAAUUAUAAAGUAAUAAAUAAGGAACUAAUAGAUCAAAUUCGAGAGAUGAGAAAUGAAAUAGCUAUUUAUAAGCAAGAAAUUGUGGAACAUAAAGCGGAAAUAAUGGAACAGCAUCGUUUGCGUAUCGAACAAAAAAAAGCGUUUAUCGCAUUAAUAACACAAAGUUUCAGAACAGUUUUAAAUGAUAUAGAUCCAGAGCUGAACAUACAAAACUUAUUAAGUAACACAGUCAACAAUAGUGAAGAAAAUAAUCUUGAUAGUAAGAAUAUAAAUCAAAGAUCGCGAAACAGUCGUAGCUCUAAAGUAUUUAUUGAUUUUCGACGACGCUCUUCAAAUUUACAGCAAAGACCAAGCAGUGUAAAAAUGUCACCUACUUGCAAACGUUCGGUUGAAUCAGUUGUAGAACAGAAUGAAACAUCAUUAGAAUCAGACGACAUACAAUCGAUAAGUGACAGUAGUGUUUAUAUAUCUAAAGAAAACGAUUUGGAAGAGAAUGAAGAAUCAUUAGAGCAGACAGCACAAAGUUUACGAUUGAAUAAAAUUGUUGAAGAGGAUACACUUGAAGAAGUUACGCUUAAAACAGUUGUUCCAGUGCAUGAAAAACAGGUGAUAUAUACAGCUAAAAAGCAAGGCCUACGAGAUAUUACAAAUGUGGACAAGUCAACAGCAAGCCCUUUGGAAAUUAACCACCGUGGUAAAAAUCACACUAGCUACGAAGAGAGUAUUGAGGCAGCACGCUUUGCGAACGAAAUAGAAAGAAUUUCUAUUGAUAAUAAUACAAUUAAUACUAUCAACUUUGCCAUAAGUGAUCUGUCAAUAGAAACUUUUUUCCAAGCUCCGUGUAGCACGCCUACACUUACUGUGAAAGAGAAAAACUUCUACAAUCUUCGUGACAAGACUGUAAUUAUACCUGAAAAUAAUAACAGUUUGAAGGAAAAUCAAGGCUCUAAUGACACCUUAACAUCAUCAACAUCCUCAAAUAGUAAUUCUAGACCACAACGCAAUCGUACAAAAAAAAAUUAUAAAGAACUUAGACUGAACGUGAAAAUGCGUUCAGAUAGUACGGAAACUAAAGCACAGAAAAAAAAAUCUGGCAAAAAUAAAAAAUAAUAUUUUAAAGUUAUUAUAUUUUAGUUUUUAUAUUUUAA